This is a messenger RNA of Coffea eugenioides, 699 nucleotides long. Its product is annotated as glucan endo-1,3-beta-glucosidase 11-like. Gene Ontology annotation, molecular function: hydrolase activity, hydrolyzing O-glycosyl compounds. The record is from RefSeq and is a predicted model, not a curated record. Gene Ontology annotation, cellular component: plasma membrane. Gene Ontology annotation, biological process: carbohydrate metabolic process. Bases 1 to 699 code for a protein of 232 amino acids. NCBI's taxonomy places the organism in Eukaryota, Viridiplantae, Streptophyta, Magnoliopsida, Gentianales, Rubiaceae. The transcript has 2 exons.
AUGAAUUAUGCAGAGUUAUCUCCUUCAAAAGCUUUAUAUCCAAAGCCUUACUCAUCAUUACGCACCACAUACAAUUUGUCUGGUGCUCAGCGAAGAAGGGCCGGCUUAGAUUAUGGGCGCACCAACUACGAAUGCUUUGCAAAGUUGAAUUCCUUCAGGAUUCCGCUAUUUGCUUUGUAUCUCGACGAUCCCGCCACCAAUCUCCACUACGACAACAUGCUUUUCGCCCAGAUCGACGCCGUCCAUUUCGCCGUCGAGUCCUUGGGGUUCAAGGACGACGCGGUGUGCGUCCAGAUCUCCGAGACCGGCUGGCCCUCCAAGGGGGACACCGACGAGGCCGGAGCCACUCCGGAGAAUGCCAAGAAGUACAACGGCAACCUCAUCAACAAGCUGGUGUGCGGGAAGAAGGGGACGCCCAUGAGGCCCAACGCCGACUUGAACAUCUAUGUCUUCGCCCUUUUCAACGAGAACAUGAAGUCCAGCCCAACCUCCGAGAGGAACUACGGCCUCUUCAAGCCGGAUGACUCCUCGGCCUACUACAUUGGCUUCAACAGCACCGGUCUCCUUUCCACUUCCUCCAAUACCUCCACUACUCCUAGUAGUACUGGUAGUAGCAGCAGCAGCAGUAGUAGUGUUCCUCUUGGCUCCUCCUCCUCCUCCGGUAGCACCACUUCUUCCACAGCAGUAGUAGUAUCAUAA